AUGUCUCCUGUAGCUGCUGCUGACUCAGAUGGGGACCGGCGAGACAGGCGUGUCAGCAAGCUCAUUUUCUUCCUUUUCGUCUUUGGUGCCGUCCUGCUAUGUGUGGGAGUCCUGCUCUCCAUCUUCGGGUUCCAGGCCUGCGAGUACAAAAUCUUCCCAGACUGCAGCCUGGUGCUAAAGGUCGCUGGGCCUGCCUGUGCCGCGGUCGGGCUCGGGGCUGUGAUCCUGGCCCGCUCGAGGGCACGACUUCAGCUCCGGGAGGGGCGCCUGCGGGGCCGGCAGGUGGACCCGGACCAGGCCUUCAUCUGUGGAGAGAGCCGCCAGUUUGCCCAGUGCCUCAUCUUUGGGUUUCUGUUCUUGACGAGUGGCAUGCUCGUCAGCAUACUGGGCAUCUGGGUCCCUGGGUGUGGCUCAGACUGGGCGCAGGAACCGCUGAAUGAGACAGACACGGCUGAUGCGGAGCCCCAGACCUGUGGAUUCCUGUCCCUGCAGAUCAUGGGGCCCUUGAUUGUACUCAUGGGACUGUGUUUCUUUGUGGUGGCCCACGUUAAGAGAAACAACUUGAAUGAGGGCCAAGAUGCCUCUGAAAGUGAAGACAGACAGACGCAGAGCAUGGAGCCUGUCCAGGUCACUGUAGGUGACGCCGUGAUAAUAUUCCCGCCUCCGCCACCACCUUACUUUCCCGAGUCUUCAGCUUCUACAGUAACUCCGAGUCCUGGGGCUAAUGGUUUGCUUCCCAGCGAAAAUCCACCUUCGUAUUACAGUAUUUUUAACUAUGGUAGGACUUCAACUCCUGAGGGCCAAGGCACAGCCUCCGAGAGAGAUCGUGAAUCUAUAUACACCAUUUCUGGGACUGCUGUGUCCUCUGAGAUCUUAAUCACUCCACAUCUCUCCCCCGAACUGCCUCCCAGAUAUGAAGAAAAAGAAAUGGCGGCAACCGCAACGUCAUCUCCAUCUUCUGAGCCUUCCCCACCAUGAACUGUGGACUCUGGUUCC
Messenger RNA from Enhydra lutris kenyoni (northern sea otter), 996 nucleotides. RefSeq names its product transmembrane protein 171. Lineage: Eukaryota; Metazoa; Chordata; Mammalia; Carnivora; Mustelidae. The record is from RefSeq and is a predicted model, not a curated record. Bases 1 to 978 code for a protein of 325 amino acids. The transcript is spliced from 3 exons.